Messenger RNA from Centruroides sculpturatus (bark scorpion), 2660 nucleotides. RefSeq names its product glycogen [starch] synthase-like (gene GlyS). Gene Ontology annotation, biological process: glycogen biosynthetic process. The coding region runs from base 53 to 2137 and encodes 694 amino acids. Gene Ontology annotation, molecular function: alpha-1,4-glucan glucosyltransferase (UDP-glucose donor) activity. The record is from RefSeq and is a predicted model, not a curated record. Lineage: Eukaryota; Metazoa; Arthropoda; Arachnida; Scorpiones; Buthidae. The transcript is spliced from 15 exons. Gene Ontology annotation, cellular component: cytoplasm.
AUCGUCCGGCAGGUUUCGCAGAUCAAGUUCGUCUUCUGAGCUUUCUGCUUGUAUGUCUGUCGGUCUGUCCAGAAACAUGGCGUCUAAGAUGUCUAAACGUUUUUACCGAUUGGAAGGAAUAGAUGAUCUUGUAAUGGACAGGGGGGAGAGCGCGUCCAUUGAAAAUAGAUGGGUUUUCGAAAUAUCAUGGGAAGUUGUUAAUAAAGUUGGAGGAAUUUACACUGUUAUAAGAUCAAAAGCUGGAAUCAGUACAGAAGAACUUGGUGAUCAGUAUUGUCUUUUCGGACCUUAUAAUGAGCCUAUGGUUCGAACAGAAGUUGAAUGUAUUGAACCUACUGAAGUAUAUUUUAGGAAUGCUAUACAAUUGUUCAAGAACAUGGGAAUUAGGGUAGUCCAUGGACGUUGGUUAAUAGAUGGUUAUCCUAGAGUUCUCUUAUUUGAUAUUGGUUCAGCAGCAUGGAAGUUAGAUGAAUGGAAGCAUGAAUUAUGGAAUAUAUGCAACAUUGGGGUACCAUGGCAUGAUAGAGAAUCUAAUGAUGCCAUUAUCUUUGGUAAUCUUGUUUGCAUGUUUUUAGAAGAGUUCUAUAAGCAAGUUGAUGCAGAAAGAGAGAAGCCUUAUGUUGUUGCCCAUUUUCAUGAGUGGUUGGCAGGUAUCGGUCUGAUUUUAUGUCGAACUCGUCAUUUAGAUAUUUCUACUGUUUUUACUACCCAUGCCACCCUCCUUGGUCGAUAUCUUUGUGCUGCUAAUUUAGAUUUCUAUAAUAAUUUAGACAAGUUUAAUCUUGAUAAAGAAGCUGGUGACAGAGGCAUAUAUCAUAGAUACUGCAUGGAAAGAGCAGCUGCCCAUAGUUCUCACAUAUUCACCACUGUUUCAGAAAUAACGUCACUGGAAGCUGAACAUUUACUUAAACGCAAACCUGAUAUUAUAACUCCAAAUGGUCUGAAUGUAAAGAAAUUUAGUGCAAUUCAUGAAUUUCAAAAUUUACAUGCUUUAGCUAAAGAGAAAAUACAUGAUUUUAUAAGAGGCCAUUUUUAUGGACAUUAUGACUUUGAUCUGGAUAAAACUUUAUAUUUCUUCAUAGCAGGACGAUACGAAUUUUCAAAUAAAGGAGCAGAUUUAUUUAUUGAAUCUUUGUCAAGAUUGAAUCAUUAUCUAAAGACUUCUAGAAAUGAUCUGACAGUAGUGGCUUUUCUCAUUUUCCCAGCACGCACUAACAAUUAUAAUGUUGAUUCACUUCGUGGACAAGCCAUUGCUAAGCAAUUGAGAGACACAGUUCAUGAUAUUCAAUCUAAAAUUGGAAAGCGAAUGUUUGAAAUUUGUCUCAGUGGCAAAAUUCCAUCAGGUGAACAGUUAAUAGUUUCAGAUGAUGUUGUGAAAUUAAAACGUUGUAUAUAUGCUUCUCAGAGAACGAGUCUUCCACCAAUUUGCACUCACAAUAUGAUUGAUGAUAGUACUGAUCCUGUAUUAGGCCAUGUUCGAAGAUGUCAAUUAUUUAAUAAUCGCCAUGAUAGAGUAAAAAUUAUAUUUCACCCGGAAUUUCUCUCAUCAACCAAUCCAUUAUUUAGUAUGGAUUAUGAAGAAUUUGUUAGAGGUUGCCAUUUGGGAGUCUUUCCAUCUUAUUAUGAACCAUGGGGAUACACUCCUGCUGAAUGUACUGUGAUGGGCAUACCCAGUGUUACAACAAACCUUUCUGGUUUCGGAUGCUUUAUUGCCGAACACGUCGCCGAUCCCAUGUCUUAUGGAAUAUAUAUAAUUGACAGACGAUUUAAAGGUCCUGAAGAAUCUGUUCAACAGUUAGCUCAAAAUAUGUUUGAUUUUACUUGUUUAUCCAGAAGGCAAAGAAUAAUUCAAAGGAACAGAACUGAACGUUUAAGUGAUCUGUUGGAUUGGAGAAAUUUAGGAGUGUAUUAUCGCAAAGCGAGACAAAUGGCUCUUCAUAAAACUCAUCCAGAGAUCCAGGAAAUAAUAAUGGAGAAGCAACUCCAAAUGAGAUAUCCUCGACCAGUAUCGGAGCCGCCUUCACCUCUCAGUUCUCGUGCCUCCACUCCGGCUCCCUCGGAACAUGGAAGUGAAGACGAACAGUCAGACGAGGAACAGAGUCCUAUUGAGGAAAAUGAAACUGAAAAUGAAAGAUGAUGAAGUUAAAUGGUAGACAAGGUGGUAACAGAUGUUGAUAGAUAAUUAGUAGACUUCUUCCAUCAUGUUUCCAUAAUUUUUCUUAAAUAAUGUUGCCAUUGGUCAAAUUAGGUUUGAGAAUAAGUUACUUAAAUGCACAAAUUGCAAAUGUAGAUUUUAAAAGUAUAUGUUUAAAAAAAAUUUAGCGAACGAAGUUUUAAAUCCAGGGAAUUUGCGGCAUAUUUAUAUACAAUGCAAUCUGUACAGCUUAAGUUCAAUGUGGUUAAUUGUUUUCCUUUACAUUGAUAUUUACAAAUUAACAAACUUUUCCUUCUGUAUACUUAGAUAUUUGCAAUAAUUGUGUCAAAAAGUUUUUAUUGCUCAAUUUACUGAUUUUGAAAUUGUGGCCAUACUUAAAAAUUUAGUUUUUGUACACCCACGUUACAAAUCAUGUACAAAUCCCCAUAAUCAGUAUUUUCGGAGAUUACAAAUCGUGUUCUUUAAAAAAAGUCUUAAAAUAUUUUAACAUAAUUUAUUAUUGCUA